AUAUUUGCUGUUGGAUACAAACAAUAUCCAAGAGACGACGAAAGGCAUAAGGGCGUUAUUGACUUUGUUUUCUGGCACUGGGCUCAGCUGCAGUACAACAACCCCUAUGUGCAGCUUGUACGGCACACCAACAUCAGCAUUCUACCAUUUGGCAAAGCAUUCUUAGACGAUGGCCGCGAAGUGCUUUUCGACUUGGAAGGUAAAAGCCGGAAGGAAAUUGAAGAAAUGCUACAAACAACGUUAGGGAAAACGAAGACUUUACUGAAGCGGGAACGCCUAGAAAAAAUGUUGCGGACAGAUCAAGCUUUGUUCGGUAAAAAAUGUAAAAGGGAAUGCAUAUGCGAGGUGCAGGGCCAGCAUCCUUGUACAUCGCUGCUUUAUGCUCCUGAUUAUAUGAAAGGAGACUGGAGGUGGAAUCGUAACGGCUAA
Gongylonema pulchrum is the source of this 429-nucleotide messenger RNA. NCBI's taxonomy places the organism in Eukaryota, Metazoa, Nematoda, Chromadorea, Rhabditida, Gongylonematidae. The record is from the annotation of a GenBank genome assembly.